This is a messenger RNA of Penicilliopsis zonata CBS 506.65, 1063 nucleotides long. RefSeq lists its product as hypothetical. Lineage: Eukaryota; Fungi; Ascomycota; Eurotiomycetes; Eurotiales; Aspergillaceae. The coding region runs from base 380 to 718 and encodes 112 amino acids. The transcript has 3 exons. The record is from RefSeq and is a predicted model, not a curated record.
GCGGCUCUAUGAAGGACCCCAUAGGGCACGUCUCACGAAUAAGAAGCGCCCACAUUCCAUAACAAAUACAUAUGCAGGUCCUGCCCACGAUUGUGUUUCACACCCCCCUGUUUUGUGUCUCUAUCUACCACACAUUAAGCGCCCAUACUGCAAGAGUGGGAAGCAAGUCAUAGCUUUGGCUGCAUCGCUGGACUCAGGUGUGUCAAUAUGAGGUCCACUCUGCGCAUAUAAUACUUCUAGUGAACAUUGUGUCUAUAUAAAGGGGGCGUAAACCACCACCACACUAUCCACAACACAUUUCUUCGCAGUCUCUUUCGAGCCACCCCAGCUACCCCAAGUUCUUUUAGAUAUUCUAGGAUAUUCUAGCAUUUUAUACAAAAUGAACCGUGUCCCCGCUCGAGGCUUUCAAACAGCAGCCACACGCGCGGUCAAUUGGAUUGGCAAUGUGUCUGUGUCAGACGUUGUGCAGAUGAACAAUGACACAGAAUGGGAAAAUGCCCUCGCCAGCGCGGCCUCGAAGGUGGAAGCACAAAACCCAAAGGUUGUCGAUGCUAAGAUACAAGGCGCCUUGGCACACACCUCGGCCAAGGACAAAGAGGAAAAGGAGAAAAUCGUUACAGUGGGCUUCUACAGCGCUGGUGGAACUAGGCUUUUGUCCUCCCAUGUUCGUCGGGAUGGCUCCUACAAGUCGUGGGAAAGUCGUGCAGGAAAAAGAUAAUGGAUUUUUAGUAGGACAGAUUAAUGUCAGCGAAGGACAUCUUCGAGGCUCUCAACCAUCAAAGUCCGCAAGUCCGGGAUCGUAAGCCAGCGAGGAUUGAUUAGAUUGGAAAGAAGGCCGGAUGGCUCAUCGAGCUGGACUCAAAGCUUCAAAAGGCUAGGGGCCGAGACAGAUCACGAGACCCAGCCGUCCAAUGGCCCUGGGACCACAGUCCGUGCUGGCUCACAAGCCGCUGCGGACCGAGAGCCCGCUGGGCUGCAUGGCAACCAACUGGUAUCUCAAGGGGCCUGCAAUCGGGACAGGCUACGAAUCCAACGCUUGCAGGCCACCACGGGCCGAGAGCAU